AUGAACGUGAACUUCUACUUUGCAGGAGACAUGUGCGGCAGUGGAAACGGAGGCGGAAGCGGACGUGGGCGCGGUAGCGGUCACGGACGCGGUGGUGGCCGCGGAGGUACAAAUACCCGCCGGAAGCGCGGGGCGCGCAAAAGGACGGACCAAGGGACGGACGGACGAAUUUCGUAUCGAUAUCCGAAUCAACCGCCACAAUGUCAGCCGCAGCGGCCACCGCUGAGGUCACUGCAACAGCCACCGCCGCAGCAGCCACCGCCGCAGCAGCCACUGGCGCAGCAGUCACAGGCGCAGCAGCCACCGGCGCAGCAGUCACCGGCGCAGCAGGGGACGGACGGACGAAUUUCGUAUCGAUAUCCGAAUCAACCGCCACAAUGUCAGCCGCAGCGGCCACCGCUGAGGUCACUGCAACAGCCACCGCCGCAGCAGCAACCGGCGCAGCAGACCCCCCGGCGCAGCAGCCACCGGCGCAGCAGCCACCGCCACAGCAGCAGCCACCGGCGCAGCAGCCGCCGGCAGAGGCGGCUAUGGCAGCCCGGCUGA
Messenger RNA from Aedes albopictus (Asian tiger mosquito), 546 nucleotides. Its product is annotated as activating signal cointegrator 1 complex subunit 2 homolog. Bases 1 to 546 code for a protein of 181 amino acids. Lineage: Eukaryota; Metazoa; Arthropoda; Insecta; Diptera; Culicidae. The transcript has a single exon. The record is from RefSeq and is a predicted model, not a curated record.